Pollicipes pollicipes is the source of this 1565-nucleotide messenger RNA. RefSeq names its product LIM domain-containing protein jub. NCBI's taxonomy places the organism in Eukaryota, Metazoa, Arthropoda, Thecostraca, Pollicipedomorpha, Pollicipedidae. Gene Ontology annotation, biological process: cytoskeleton organization; regulation of DNA-templated transcription; response to hypoxia. Gene Ontology annotation, molecular function: transcription corepressor activity. The coding region runs from base 230 to 847 and encodes 205 amino acids. The record is from RefSeq and is a predicted model, not a curated record. The transcript is spliced from 7 exons. Gene Ontology annotation, cellular component: nucleus; P-body; transcription regulator complex.
CACCUACGCCAACCUCGGCCCGCCCUCGGACGCCGGCGCCGGCGGCCUCCUGCCCUACCAGGUGACGCCGCCCAAGUCUCAGGGCCCCUCGGAGGCGGAGAAGAAGCUGGACGAGCUGACGCGCCAACUGGAAGAGGAGCUGGAGGGCAGGGAAGAGGAGGGCGAGUAUUUCGGGCUGUGCUACACGUGCGGCGAGAAGGUGACGGGCGCCGGCCAGGCCUGCCAGGCCAUGGGCAAUCUGUACCACACCAACUGCUUCGUGUGCUGCUCGUGCGGCAGGGCGCUGCGCGGCCGCGCCUUCUACAACGUGCACGGCAAGGUCUACUGCGAAGAGGACUAUCUGUACUCCGGGUUCCAGCAGACAGCCGAAAAAUGCGCCAUCUGCGGACACCUCAUCAUGGAAAUGAUUCUGCAUGCCAUGGGCAAGUCGUACCAUCCUGGGUGUUUCCGGUGCUGCAUCUGCAACGAAUGUCUCGACGGCGUGCCUUUCACGAUCGAUGUCGAUAACAAGAUCUACUGCGUGAACGACUACCACAGGAUGUUCGCGCCCAAGUGCGCCGCUUGCGGCAAGAGCAUCACGCCAGUGGAGGGCACCGAGGAGACGGUGCGCGUGGUGAGCAUGGAUCGCGACUUCCACGUGGACUGCUACAUCUGCGAGAUGUGCGGCCUGCAGCUGACGGACGAGCCCGACCAGCGCUGCUACCCGCUGGACGAGGCGCUGCUGUGCCGCCGCUGCCACCUGCAGCGGCUGCACCAGCUGGGCCGCACCUCCACCAGCCACAUGCAGAGCGUCGACUACAAGUGCACGGACACCGGCGAGCCGACGUGGUACUACGCCUCCUCCUAGACGGCGGGGGCGCCGUGUGCGCCGGCGGGCGGUGUGGCGCGCGCGCGCCGGCCGAUGGUGCGGCUCGCGGCCGACGUCCUACCGGUCCGACGCGCCGCGCUGUGAUAUGUGCUGCCGACUACUGAACACAUUCCAUCGCGGGGCAUUUACUUCCGACGCGGCGACUGAGGUACUGCGCUGGCCGGUCCCGCUGGGAGACGGCCGGAACGGAGCGGGCCUUGUGUGAUUUUUGUCGCUUUCGAUCCACCUUUUGGAGCGCGAUUUUUUAGCUUUUAUUCGCACGGCGCUCCAGGUGAGCGCUGGUGCGUCUCGGUGUGAACUGUGCAAUUGUAAAAGUUCGCUGGAGUGCGUGUCAUGUCCAGGCAAGACGGAUCUCCGCAGCUUGGCGGCUUUGAGUACCAAUGUGCCAGAUGUGCGAAAGAUAGUUUGUAACUCGGCUGUCUCGAUGCGAGCGAAGCAAGCCUCGCCACGGAUGCCGAAGUGCCCUGUAUUCCGAACUCAUGUGCGUCUUAUGCGGGAUGGCCGGCCCGGUGUCGCGAGCGGCCGGCCGCGCGCGGCGGCUGGUUCGUCGGCCCGCAUCAGCCGGCCGUGGCCGCUCGGAGCGAACCGGGAUCAAUGUGAUAUGGAUCACGUGUGCGCGUGGCUGCGUCGCUCGGGCUCGACGAGCGGGCCGCCGCGGCCGGGCGCCUGUGGUCGAGCUGUGGCGAGGUGCCGCGGG